GGCCGCCUCCUAUACAUACAUCUGUUCAUACAUAUAUACAUCUGCAUAUACGUACGCGUUUCUCACUAAGUGAAACAUCUCUCUCUCUCUCUCUCUCUCUCUCUUCUUUGUUUAUGUGAACCCAUGUGGGUAUGCUCGGAAAAGCUCCCACAUUCCUCUCUCUCGUCAAAUUAGGCAUCUCGUAUACAAGAUCCUGGUUCUCUUCGUGAGUUUUCGUAUCGAGUCUAUGAGCCCUUUUCGAUUCCUAUGAUUUCCUCUCCUAACAUGGCUUGUGUUCUUGGAUUCUUCUCUGUAAUUCUUCUGUUUCUCUCACCCGCUGUUUUCUCUCAGCUCACUGACCUCUACUUCCCUGGAUUCAAAGACGUAGAUCCCACCAACUUGACCUUGAGCGGAAUUGCAGAGAUUCAGAAAAAUGGUGUUCUUCGCUUAACAAACGAGACCAGUCGGUUACUGGGUCAUGCUUUCUAUGCCGCUCCGAUCCGACUCAAGAACGAUGGUAAACCUGUAUCUUUUUCUACUUCUUUUGUUUUGGGUAUAGUCCCUGAGUAUCCCAGACUUGGCGGCCAUGGCCUAGCUUUCGCCAUCGCUACAUCUAAAGAUCUCCAGGCGCUGCCCAGUCAGUAUCUUGGACUUCUCAAUGCAACCGAUAACGGAAACUUCACAAACCAUCUAAUCGCGGUGGAGUUUGAUACUGUUCAGGAUUUUGAGUUUCAGGACAUCAACGAUAAUCAUAUUGGAAUCAAUCUCAACAGUAUGGUUUCUAAUGCUUCUGUUGUUGCUUCUUAUUACGUUGAUGAUUCCAAUAAGCAAAAUAUCAGUCUCAAGAGUGGAAAACCUGUUCAGACUUGGAUCGAUUACGAUUCCUCAACGAAUCUAAUCAACGUUACGAUUUCCCCAAAUUCUUCCAAACCCACAAGACCGAUCUUGUCUUAUAAAGUGGAUCUCUCCCCAAUCUUACACGAUUUCAUGUACGUUGGUUUCUCUGCUUCAACGGGUUUGCUAGCUAGCUCACAUUAUAUUCUGGGUUGGAGCUUUAAGGUCAAUGGUCAACCUCGACCUCUUCAUCUCUCUUCACUUCCUCCAUUACCAGGUCCGAAGAAGAAACAUACAGCGUUAACAAUCGGAGUUUCUCUCAUGUCGGUGGUUCUCGCCAUGUCUGUGAUGGCGAUUGCUAUAUAUCUGUUUUGGAAAAUAAAAAACGCAGAUAUAAUCGAAGAUUGGGAACUGGAAAUCGGACCACAGAGAUAUUCAUACGCAGAGCUCAAGAAAGCAACCAAAAGUUUCAGUGACAAAGGACUACUUGGUCAUGGUGGAUUUGGUCGAGUUUACAGAGGAGUACUUCCUGGUUCAAAAAUCCAAGUCGCGGUUAAACAAGUUUCCCACGAAUCAAAACAAGGUUUGCGAGAAUUUUUAUCGGAGAUUUCUAGUAUAGGUCGUCUUCGUCACCGAAACUUGGUUCAGUUAUUGGGUUGGUGUAGAAGAAGAGGUGAUCUUCUCCUUGUUUACGAUUUCAUGGCUAAUGGCAGCUUAGAUAAAUUCUUAUUCGACGAACCGAAAAUGAUUUUGAACUGGGAGCAGAGAUUUAAAAUCAUAAAAGGGGUAGCCUCUGGACUCCUUUACUUACACGAAGGCUACGAACAGAUCGUGAUUCACAGAGAUGUUAAAGCUAGUAAUGUAUUACUCGACAGUGAAUUAAAUGGAAGAUUAGGCGAUUUCGGGCUCGCUAGAUUGUAUGAACACGGAUCGAAUCCGGGUACAACUCGGGUCGUGGGUACUCUGGGUUAUCUUGCACCAGAGUUACCCAGAACUGGAAAGGCUAACGCGAGCUCCGAUGUGUACGCAUUUGGUGCUGUAUUGCUAGAGACGGUUUGUGGGAGAAGACCCAUCGAGCCAAAAGCCUUGCCGGAGGAGUUAGUCCUCGUUGAUUGGGUAUGGGAAAAUUACAGAGAAGGUAAGGUUCUCGACGUGGUAGAUCAGCGACUCAACGAGAAAUAUGAAGUGGGUGAGGUGUUAAUGGUGAUUAAACUCGGAUUAAUGUGCUCCAACAACAUCCCCAUGGCAAGACCUACGAUGAGACAGGUGGUGAGUUUUUUGGAUUGGGAAAGUGAGGUUCCAGACUAUUUGAUGCCACCCACUGGAUCCGAGGGGGGUAAGAGCAGCGCCGGCGCCGGCGCCGGAGCAGAGGGGUUUGAUGAUUUCGUCAAUUCAUUCCCAUCUUCCUCUUUUGAUAACGUAAGUACUUCCUACUCUUUCAUGGGAAAUGCAAUCGGUGGUGCCAGUUUUGCUUCUCUCUCUACUUCUCCACGUUCCCUUCUUGGAGAAACCAGGAGAGAGAGAUAAUUUAGAAGGAAUUCAGACUUCGAACAUGUACUUCUUUUCGAACUCUUUUUCUUGGUUUCUACAAGACCAGAAAGAAUUUUCCCGGAAAAAUAAUCUACUUUCCAAGAAAACUACAUCUCUUUGUUUGUGCUUGUACAGAUUUUCAUCUCAUCCAUCAAAUUUUCAUUCCUAUUUAAUACUUGGACCAGAUUUACCUUUCCUCAGGAUUCAUGUCAGCAAUAUAGCUGUAAAUGUAAAGCACCACAUAGCGAACGAAGAGUAUAUGUAUCCUUUAACACCUUCCUUCAAUAACAAAUUGGUAAUUUAGGGUUGUUCAUUGUUCGAGAA
This is a messenger RNA of Carica papaya (papaya), 2667 nucleotides long. Lineage: Eukaryota; Viridiplantae; Streptophyta; Magnoliopsida; Brassicales; Caricaceae. The record is from RefSeq and is a predicted model, not a curated record.